Molecule: messenger RNA, 2218 nt
Organism: Gopherus evgoodei (Goodes thornscrub tortoise)
Lineage: Eukaryota; Metazoa; Chordata; Testudines; Testudinidae
Gene: KLF11
Product: Kruppel like factor 11
Exons: 4
Coding region: 91-1677 (528 amino acids)
Biological process (GO): regulation of transcription by RNA polymerase II
Molecular function (GO): DNA-binding transcription factor activity, RNA polymerase II-specific; RNA polymerase II cis-regulatory region sequence-specific DNA binding
Source: RefSeq, a predicted model, not a curated record
GCCAGCCCCGCGGGCGGGGGCGGGGGCGGAGGCGGCGCUGGCUGCUGUUGCCGCCUUUGUCAUAUCGCUGCUGCCUGCAGGAGCCUCGCCAUGCCCGGUCCGGAGAGGGGAGAUGCCCCCGCUGUUGACAUUGUGGACAUAUAUGAAUCUAUACGUGAAAGACAGCGUCAUGACAGCGAAAGGUCUACGUGUAGUACCUUAGAGCAGAAUGACAUAGAAGCAGUCCAGGCGCUUGUUUGUAUGAGUUCGUGGGGUCAAAGAUCACAGAAAGGUGACCUAUUAAAGAUAAGGCCACUUACGCCCAUCUCAGAUUCAGGUGACUUCACAAUGCAUGCAGAAGCUGCCUCUGAAUUACCAAAGGAUUAUCAUUUUUUGUCUACACUGUGUAUGACCCCACCCCAGAGCCCUGAUUUUGUUGAGCCAUCGACUACGAUGCUCCUUUCUUCACAAGUCACUUAUUCCAAACCAAGGACUGUCAUGGCAAAUACAUCUGUUUGCGUAGUCACCUCUACAAACUGUACAUCUGCCAUAGCCAAACCAUCUGUCAUAAACAUGGAGAGACAGUCCAGUCGGAAGUCAGCAAUAUCUGAGCCACCUGCCCCUCAGCCUUGCAGGGCCAUGGCAACCAGUGUGAUACGUCAUACAGGCGAUAGUUCUGCUUAUCCCCACAUUCCUGCUGUGCAAGUUAAAACAAAGGUAACUUCAGGCAAUUGCAGCAGUUCCCCAGACUGGUGUGAAGCACUAGACCGAAGACAUUCCAGAGUUUCAGAGGACAUGGAUACUGCUGAUGGUUUAAUUAGUGAUACUUCACCAGUACAUCAGCCUUAUUUGCACAACUCCACUUGCAACACUACCAAUAAAGGGCAACAGCCUAUACGGCCUGUUUCACCACGGAUUUGUUUACCAAAGAACUGUGACAACUACCCACAGAAAAAAGCCACCCAGCUGCUGCAUACCCCUGUUUCAAACCCUCAAGUCAUCUGCCAAAUGAUCCCUUUUAAUAGGCAAAGAGAGAUGAUUUCUGCCUUUAUAAAACCCCGUACACAGACAGUCGCAACUACUGUCCAACCUAUUUUACCCCAAACAGCCCCAGUUUCUCAGCCUGUUCUCAUGGGAUCUUCUGUGCCUCAUGGGACUGUUAUGUUGGUUCUUCCACAGACUGCUGUUGCACAGACACCACAGUGCCAACAAACUGUAAUGACUGUUGGAAAUACCAAGUUAUUGCCUCUUGCUCCUGCACCAGUUUUUAUUGCUUCUGGUCAAAGCUGUGCACCUCAAAUGGACUUCUCAAGAAGGAGAAAUUACAUUUGCAACUUCCCAGGCUGUAGGAAAACUUACUUCAAAAGUUCCCACCUCAAAGCCCAUCUUCGUACUCACACUGGAGAAAAACCUUUCAGCUGUAACUGGGAAGGCUGUGACAAAAAGUUUGCCCGCUCAGAUGAACUUUCUCGACACCGAAGAACUCAUACCGGAGAGAAGAAGUUUGCUUGUCCUGUAUGUGACCGUCGUUUCAUGCGCAGCGAUCACUUGACAAAACAUGCUCGUCGUCAUAUGACUACAAAGAAAAUACCCAGUUGGCAGACACAGGUUGACAAACUGAACAGAAUUGCUACAGCAGAGAAACCUAAAAGUGAUGGUGCACUGAACAUGCUCAUACCCAUACCAACCUCUGCCUAAGUGGGCUAGUUGGACAAAAAAUCUCCUCUCAGAACUUUCUAAAAGUCAGGAAGAGCAACAAUGGUUAAAACCGAAUUGAUGAUGAUUCCUUAAUUUCUGUUCAUAUUUCCCUCUUUAAUAGUGCGAGGGAAAAAGGUAUGUAAUUAUUUUAUUCAGUUUAGGCUCUGUCCUGAUGAUAUCAUAUGAGAACUCAGUUGUGUCUCUCUCUUUUUUUGGUUCCUCUCUUUCUCAACAUUUGGGCAUCACUGGCACUUCAGGAGAGCAGAACUCUUUGGAAACAAUUUGGGUACUAUAUAAAAGCAAAACUCAUUUGAGUAACAGUUGCUGUUCAUAUUUUGUUACAAAGUAUAACAAGUGAUUUUAAUGUUUUAUAUACUAGUAUUUUCUAUACAAAAUAUAUUUUGUAUUUGUUCAGCUAGGGCUUGGCCUGCUGUCAUUGAAACUACUUGCAUAAGUAAAAGUGUGCAAAAUCUGACCCUUUGUUUGGAAACUGCUUUUCACUAAACCUCAAGAAACUUAAUUAAAACAUUUUAUAAGCAUA